AUGGAGAAUCUGCUGAGAUCAAAAGAAUACUGGAGCGUAAUCGAGCAUGGUUACACCAAGCCGGCUGCUGGAAUCGUGCUGAUCAAUGCACAGAGCAAAACCUUGGAGGAGCUCAAGCUGAAAGACUUGAAGGCCAAAAAUUGUUUUUUCCAGUCAAUAGACAAGUCAAUCUUGAAGACAAUCAGCCACAAUAGCACAUCCAAGCAGUUAUUGGACUCCAUGAAGACAAAGUAUCAAGGGAAUACCAGGGUUAAGAAGGCUCAGCUUCAGGCUCUUCGUAGAGAAGUCAUGGUGGUGGCAAAUGAUAUGCACAAUUAUGGAGAAGACAUGCAAGAUGUCAAAAUUGUGGAGAAGAUUCAGCGAACUCUCACCGAGAAGUUCAACUACAUUGUAUGCUCCAUCGAAGAAUCAAACGACAUCGAUUGUCUUUCUAAGGAUAAACUUCAAAGCUCCUUGAUUGUUCAUGAACAAAAGUUUAGAAGAACUAGCAGUGAAGAUCACGUAUUGAAAGUUGCAACUGAAGAAAGAAGAGACAGAGGUGAAAGAGGACGAGGUCGAGGUGCUUAUAGGGGCAGAGGAAGAGGAAGAGGUAGGCAGAUGUACAAUAAGGCUAUUGUAGAGUGUUAUAAGUGUCACAAACUUGGACACUUUCAAUUUGAGUGUCCAAGCUGGGAUAAAGAAGCCAAUUAUGCCGAGAUGGGAGAAGAAGAAGAAGAGAUUCUGCUCACGGCUUAUGAAGAAGAGAAUGGAGCUCGAAGAGAAGAUAUUUGGUUCUUAGACUCGGGAUGCAGCAAUCAUAUGAGCGGUGACAAGAGUAUGUUCUGUGAUCUCGAUGAAAGUUUCAAACACAGAGUGAAGCUGAGCAAUAACUCAAGAAUGGAAGUGACAGCUAGAGGUAAUGUGAGAUUGAAAAUAGGAAGCUUUACUCAUGUUAUCAGUGAAGUUUAUUAUGUGCCUGAAUUGAGAAAUAAUCUGCUAAGUAUCGGACAACUACAAGAAAGGGGACUGACUAUUCUCAUUCAAAAUGGAAGGCUCAAGAUAUAUCAUCCAGAGAGAGGACUGAUUGUAACAUCUGACAUAACAACAAACCGGAUGUUUGUGAUGAUUGCAAGCUCUUUGCCUCAAAAGACCAUUGAUUCAAAACCAUCCUGCCUCUACACCUCUUCACAUGAUGAAGCACACCUGUGA
Molecule: messenger RNA, 1188 nt
Organism: Asparagus officinalis (garden asparagus)
Lineage: Eukaryota; Viridiplantae; Streptophyta; Magnoliopsida; Asparagales; Asparagaceae
Exons: 2
Coding region: 1-1188 (395 amino acids)
Molecular function (GO): nucleic acid binding; zinc ion binding
Source: RefSeq, a predicted model, not a curated record